GCUUGUGCCGAGGCCAUCUGCCUUGUGGUGAACAACAUCAUCCAGAAGCAGUCAUGGCCCAUCCCCGAGGCCAUCUCUACCAUCCUGGUGGGAAUCGCCAUGGGUGGUAUCGCUGCAGCCUUUCCCGAGGUCAAUCGGAACACCUUCCAGAAGCUGGAAGAUCUGUCGGCCAAGCAGUUCAUGCUGGUUUUUAUCGCGCCGAUCAUUUUUGCAGAGGGUUAUGGCAUGAAGAGCCAACAGUUCUUUGACAACAUCACGCGAAUUCUUUUGCAUGCGUUUCUGGGAACGGCAAUAUCCACCUUGGUGGUUGCCAUCAGCCUCCAUUGGCUGCCCACUCCACCAGUGCAGCUGAGCAUGGCCGAGUGUUUAGCCUUUGGAGCCAUGAUUAGCAGCACGGACCCAGUUACCACUCUGGCCAUCUUCAAAGAACAAAGAUUGGCAGAGAAUGGAAGGGGCCACCUCUACUACUCUGUCCUCGGAGAAUCCAUCCUCAAUGAUGCAGUGGCCAUCACCCUCUUCGGCAGCUUCGUCAACCUGGUGAAGUCUGGGGAGGCCGUGGAUGGCCAGGUUGCUUUGAGGAUCCUGUUGGAAUUCUGUGGCUGCUUCCUUGCAUCCACCCUGAUUGGUGUCGCAGGCGGUUUGGCCACGGCAUUGCUGCUGAAGACAGCACGUUUGGGGGCAGGCGCUUGUGAGGGCGAGCAUUUCUACUUUAAUGUUCCAGAACUUGGAGUCACACUAGUUAUGGCUUAUGUACCAUUCCUGGCUGCUGAAGCCUGUGACUUUUCCGGUAUCGUAGCCAUUAUGUUUGCCGGGAUCACUACUCGACACUAUGCGCACUUCAAUCUCACGCAGGUCACACGACAGAUCUUCUUGCCCACAGUGGAACUCAUUGCCUCGCUGUGUGAAACUUAUGUUUUCAUCCUGCUGGGUUUAGGCGUUUUUCUGAUGCGCCGGGCCUACAGCUGGCCGCUGAUUGGGUGGACUUUAUUGGCCUGUUUGGUUGGAAGGGCCUUGAAUGUGUAUCCACUUGCUCUUCUCACCAACAAGCUUUCUUCCGGCCCCAUCAUGUCGGUCAAGGAGAUGCACAUGGUUUGGAUGGCUGGGCUGCGGGGCGUGAUUGCCUUCAUUUGUGCUUUGGGCUUUCCCAAGCAGGAAGACCACCAAGACUACCUCUUGUGCACAACAGUGAUCAUGGUCGGCCUGUCUUUGGUGGUUUUGGGCUGGCCCACUGCCGGUGUGCUGCGCUGCCUGCAGUUGGAUUCUUCUGUGCCAGCGCAGGAGCCCCGACUGCCGCGUGUCUCCUGGUCCACCAUGCCGGGCUCAGCCUCGGUGCGAGGAGUUUCGCAAAGGCUGAAGAAACUGCUGAUGACCAACGACGCUGUAGCUGAAGAGGAGAUCAAUCUUUUUGAGGAAGCGAAUGGUGGCACUGGCGCAGCACCGGCGGUGCCACCCGGGCCAGCGCCCAGUACAGCCAUGGGCUGCAUGGGGUUGGGUAGCUUUGACGCUGGCCGCAGUGCUGCGAGAUGGUCAGCUCCUGGUGUGUUGGGAACGGUGCCCACUGAACGCAUGAGCCGUCUCAGUGCGCGCAGGACAUCAAUGCCCUGCAGAUCCUCGCGGAUGCUGUGCGAUAUGUAACGAGCAGGGCUUGCUUGCUCGUCACUGACUUGGCCUGGUGUCAGAAAAGAUGACUGAUGCUGGGUGUUUGGAGAAGUCCCGUUCCACGGAGUCAUUGGUUACUGGUUGAUUUGGG
Messenger RNA from Cladocopium goreaui, 1750 nucleotides. The record is from the annotation of a GenBank genome assembly. NCBI's taxonomy places the organism in Eukaryota, Dinophyceae, Suessiales, Symbiodiniaceae.